AAAAUGGAAGAGCAUUCCAGAAGGAAGGAGAGAAACCCUCGGAAGCCGCAGUGUGCGCUGGCCUAUCGUUCUUCGCCAUGGCUGCAAUUGCCAGCCACUCCCUCUUCCCUUCGCUCCGCCCCCUGACCUCCUCAAAAUCUCUCAAAACCUCCAGAUCGACAUCCAUCUCUGCCCGCCGGAACCCUAGCGCCAAAUUUUCAGCGAUCUCCACAUCCCUCAUCUCUUCCUGUCCUCCUCGGAGAUCAUUUAAGGGGCACGUCAAUGUCGCAGAUUCAACCUCAAAGACAAUUAGUGGUGAAGAAGAGAACCAGAUAUCAGAAAGCGUCAAUCAAAAAGACCUGCCAUCUAUGGGGAGUCUUAUCCAAGCUUACAAGGAGGCUAUCAUAGCAGGAGAUGAAACAACGGCUCAAGAAAUUGAAACUCUAAUAUGUGCUGUGGAGAAUCAGAAAACUGUUCUAUCUGCAAAAUUUGCAGAGAUAACAACUUUGUUAGCAACUGACAAGGACCAAUAUCUCCGGCUGAAAGCUGAUUUUGAGAAUUUUAGAAAAAAAACUGAGAAGCACCGCCUUAACUUUACAUCAGAUAUUCGAGGGGAUGUAAUUGAGAGUUUAUUACCUAUGGUUGACAGUUUUGAGAAGACAAUAAAGGAGAUAAAGCCAGAAACAGAGAAGGAAAAGAAGAUUGAGUUUAGCUAUCAGGGCAUAUACAAGCAGUUUGUGGAGGUCAUGAGAAGCUUUGGCGUCUCUGUAGUAGAGACGGUUGGCAAACCAUUUGAUCCUUCUAUUCAUGAGGCUAUUGCAAGGGAAGAAUCCCAAGAGUUUCAAGCAGGCAUCAUCACCCAAGAACUUCGUCGCGGAUUUCUUCUCAGCGGCCAACUCCUUAGAACAGCGACUGUCAAAGUGUCAGCUGGGCCUGUCCAAGUGAAAGCCAAUUCUGUCCAAGAAGUACAAGUUAAAUCACCUGAGGAUUUGACCUCAACAGCAAGCAACAGCGACUAGAUUUCAAUACACCGACUACAUAUUCAAAUUCCGAAUUCCUCCCAAGGAAUUUAUUGUUCAUUGAUGUAGAACCACAGUCGAUGCCGACUCCUUUUAGCCCAUGGCAUUUUGCCACAGCUAUAUUUCUAUUUGAAAUAUUUAUUAAAAGAAUAGAUUGCACAAUAGAAUACAAUGCAUUUGUUCUUGUUCUCAUCCCUCUUCGAUCGAAAUCCUCAUUUCUUUUCAGAUCAAUCUACUUUUGAGUUGUAUCAAAACUAGAGACGUUUGUUAUUGAUUCUGAAAGAUUGAAUUGUAUCAUCUCUUUUAUGUA
Molecule: messenger RNA, 1308 nt
Organism: Zingiber officinale
Lineage: Eukaryota; Viridiplantae; Streptophyta; Magnoliopsida; Zingiberales; Zingiberaceae
Product: protein GrpE-like
Exons: 3
Coding region: 78-998 (306 amino acids)
Biological process (GO): protein folding
Cellular component (GO): chloroplast
Molecular function (GO): protein homodimerization activity; protein-folding chaperone binding; adenyl-nucleotide exchange factor activity
Source: RefSeq, a predicted model, not a curated record